Messenger RNA from Mugil cephalus (flathead mullet), 1501 nucleotides. RefSeq names its product ankyrin repeat domain-containing protein SOWAHC. NCBI's taxonomy places the organism in Eukaryota, Metazoa, Chordata, Actinopteri, Mugiliformes, Mugilidae. The transcript is spliced from 13 exons. Gene Ontology annotation, molecular function: protein binding. The coding region runs from base 371 to 1333 and encodes 320 amino acids. The record is from RefSeq and is a predicted model, not a curated record.
UGAGAGGUGAGGAGUGAGGAGUUGAAGAGUGUUUAAGCCGGAGCUUUAAUCUGAUUCCAGAGUCUAUAAUUAACUCAACAGGAGCAGAGACACAGUCCUCUCAGCCCUGGACACUGUCUCCAGGACGGGUCUCCAGGACACUGUCUCCAGGACACUGUCUCCUCUCCAGGACACUGUCUCCAGGACGUGUCUCCAGGACAGUGUCUCCAGGACAGUGUCUCCUCUCAGCUCCAGGACAGGUCUCCAGGACAUUGUCUCCAGGACAGUGUCUCCAGGACAGUGUCUCCUCUCAGCUCCAGGACGUGUCUCCAGGACGUGUCUCCAGGACAGUGUCUCCAGGACGUGUCUCCAGGGACCAACUCUGAGAUCGAUGGACGCUUCGUCUCAGCCGUCCUCUCUGGACCAGGACCUUCCUGUCUCAGAUGGACCCACUCCAGAGGACCUGGGUCCAGUCCACCAGAGUCCGACUGGAGCUGAUGAUGAGGACAAACCAGGAGGAGGUCCAGGACUGACCCGGGCCAAUCAGGACGGGGCCGGGGAGUCAGGUGAUGGAGUACCAGCGCUGGUGGUCACUGAGGUCGAGGAGAGACCAGCCCGGGUCCAGGACCCAGAGAGACCGGUGGAGGUGGAGGUGGAGCAGGAGCUGAGCCUCAGUGAUGGAGGAGGAGACCAGACCUGCUGUGACCUCCUGUCUCUGAGGAGCGACUCCUUAUCUCUGACCAGCGAAGCCACCGUCUCCAGGAGGAGUGAAGAGGAUGAUACGAGGAGCGUCACUGCUUCCUCUGUCACGUCUCUGUUCCACAGGGUGCAGCUGGAUCCGGUGGAGAGGUCCUGGUGGAGGAGCUCCGCUCUGGGGAACACGUCGUCCCAGCGCCAGCUUCUGUCUCUGGAGCCCAGUCUGGUGCUGAAGAAGGAUUUCAUCUCUGGGACGGCGCUGCACUGGGCGGCCAAGCAGGGACGUCAGGAUGUGGUCGACAUGAUGCUUCGCUCUGGAGCCGACGUCAACGUCAGAUCGCAUGGUUACACGGCGCUCCACCUUGCCUCCAUCCACGGACACCAGGAUGUUGUCAGAACCCUGAUCAACUCCUACAAUGCUAAAACCACCAUCAGAGAUUAUCACGGGAAGACGGCCGUCCACUACUGGAGCGGCUGCAGAGAUGUCUUCAUCCGAGAAGACGCUCCAGCAGGUGGGCGGUUGUGUCGUGGUCGGUGGACCCAGCGUUACGUUCUUCCCUCGCUCCUGUCUCGGUCUCGUAGUCAGGGUCAACUCCGUCUGGACUUUGGGACGUUGCCUCCGUCCACGUCCCAUGAUGCUCUGGACCUGCAUGUUUGACUCGUCUUGCUGGAGACACAUCCCCUGGGAAUCUUAUGGGAUUAGAACCAUUUACAUUGAGGACAAAGGUCUCACUGAACUGUAUUUUCGUGUUUCUCUGUAGACGAAGUGAAACAGUUUUAUUGUCUGUGGAUCAGGAGCUGGUGGCUUUCACUGAAAUAAAGACGU